Messenger RNA from Apiotrichum porosum, 210 nucleotides. RefSeq lists its product as uncharacterized. Gene Ontology annotation, molecular function: zinc ion binding. Bases 1 to 210 code for a protein of 69 amino acids. The record is from RefSeq and is a predicted model, not a curated record. NCBI's taxonomy places the organism in Eukaryota, Fungi, Basidiomycota, Tremellomycetes, Trichosporonales, Trichosporonaceae. The transcript has 2 exons.
AUGACCGCCAACCCCACCCAGUGCCCCUCUGCCGCCGUCAAGAUCGUCGGCGACUGCCCCCACUGCAGCAAGGUGUUCUGCAGCGCCCACCGCACCCCGGAGGCACAUAACUGCACUGGCAUGCAAGCAUGCCGCGACGCCGCGUUCCAGGCCAACAAGGAGCGUCUGGAGCGUGAGCGUACCGUCGCGCACAAGAUCGCCCAGGCUUAG